GCAUUUACUGCAUGAUGUCAUCAUGUAAUGACGAAAUUAUGGAAUCCAUUCCUGUUCAAUUUAAAGUGAAAUACUUUAACAAUCCACUAAAAAAGUGAACUCUGUUUUUUCUUUUGCAUGGGAAGACUAAAACUGGUUAUAUAAAAAGUCCCAGCUGGUUAAAGAACAUAACAAUAAAGGUCUGAAAGCCACUGGAUUGAGUCAAUAGUUGAAGUGUUUAAACUGAAUUGGAUUCAGACUAAUCCAAUUAUAAUCAGAGUCAUAGCAUUAUUGUCAUUCCAGCUCUAAACAGUCUCAGCUUUAUGGUCUGCAUGUUUGCACAAACGAGGAAUUUGUUUCAGUCACAGAAUCUCAACAGUGCAACAGAAUGACAGUGACACGACUGGUCACAGAUAAUACAAAUAAUAAUAUACAAAACAGCACAUUUGAGAUUUACAAAUUCCCAAUUCAGCUUUUAAAUUUGGAAAAGGAUCUUCACUCACAACUUCACAUCACAUGGUUCCAUCUUCUGGAGAAGCAGAGCCAUUACAAUACAUAGGAAGAGUGUUCAAACAAGAGUGCUAUAUGAUAAUAAUAAUACAAAACUGUUUUAUAUGGUGUUGAUUUGAUUCACUUUUUCAGUAUAACUCAUGGAGAAAUGUUCCCUGUUUUCAAAUAAAGAGCUGAUCAGAUGAACUCCUCACACCCCGCUGUAGAGAAUUAAACAGUGUUUAGCCAUCGCUCUUUCUUUCAAACAAUUAUACAGAUUCAAACCUACUUCAAUUGAGUUCACACUGGAGACAAAAAGUGUAUCAAAAAAAAGUAAUAGGAAUGUGCUCAAAUAGAAAAUGUACAUAAAAGAUGCUGUUUUGAAGUAGAUUAGUAGAACCACUGAACAUGUAUGUUUUUUCAAUCACACUUCAGUUCUCUUUGGAUCUUUUCAGCAGGCUAAAUAAAUGGUAUUCCUUCAUCAAAACUGAUUUGAGGUUUUUGUCAUUGGUGUGAAAUAUUAUUAUUAUUAUUACUAUGGGUAAAUAUCAUAUACAUAACAUCAAGUGGAAUAACACUCAAUCCUCUUUAAAAAUGAAUGUAUUUGUCAACCUUACUUUACUCUGAAAAUAAUCAUCCCCUUGGUGAAUCAUGUAAAAUUGUAAUCUAUUUAGAUGUUUGAAGCAUGUUUAGAAUUUUUCUGUCUACUGCGUGUGUGUGUAAAUAUUUCUCUAUGAAUGGAGGUUCAACUAUAUGUCAUAUGUUUAUAUUUUGUUCCCUAAAAACAAAAAACAAACUAACUAACAAAACCAAGGUUCUUCCUCAUUAGGUGACGAUCCGCGCUCUGAUUGGGCAUCCACCGUUAUUAUGUUAAUGACGGGGCGGGGUCUCGACAAGGGCGUAGGUGACGUCGACUCUCAUUCAGAAGCGAAAAACAUGGCGACAGGAUGGAGUGGGAAAGGCAGCACGCUAACUUUAUUACUCAUGUUUUGGAUUAGAUUCUGUGCGAGCCGAGCGCAGUCCUCAGGCAGCGAUAGCCUGAUCCUCGGCAUGCGGCUAGAGAGGAGCGACAAACCCGCCUCGACCUCCGACGACGGGAUCAUCCAGGUAACCGAGGAGAGCGACAUCCAGCUCCGCUUCUACGGACUCAACAUCAGCAUCGACGCCUGGGAGCGGAUCAGGUUCGUGGAGCAGAGCGAGGAGUCCAACAGCACUUGUGCUGACUUCACCAAAGACAUCUCCAUCAGGACUAACAUGAGCGUCCACAGCCGAGGCUCCUCCGGGGUCCUGGGGCUCAGAAUCAAAGCGCUUCGGAAGAGUGAGUCGCGGCGGGAUUACGCGCUCUGCGUCAGACACAGCUCCGAUGGGACGUGGCUCCUCCUCGGAGAAAACGACGGGAAGCUGCGUGUGCUGGAGGAGAAAAAGUCCAUUCUUCCCAUCUGGCUCCAGGUGAUCAUAAUAAUCUGCCUUCUAGCUCUCUCAGGGAUGUUCAGCGGCUUGAAUCUGGGUCUCAUGGCGUUGGAUCCCAUGGAGCUGCGGAUCGUCCAGCGCUCCGGUACAGAGAAAGAAAAGAAGUACGCGAGUCAAAUCGAACCGAUCCGGCGGAAAGGAAACUACUUAUUGUGCUCGCUUCUGUUGGGGAACGUGUUGGUGAACACUACGCUGACGAUCCUCCUCGACGGUCUCAUCGGCUCCGGGUUGGCCGCAGUCGUCGCGUCUACUAUCGGCAUCGUGAUCUUCGGCGAGAUCGUCCCUCAGGCGCUCUGUUCCCGCCACGGUUUGGCGGUUGGCGCGAACACCAUUCUCCUCACGAAGUUCUUCAUGCUUCUGACUUUCCCGCUUUCUUUCCCCAUCAGCAAACUGCUGGACUGCGUUCUGGGUCAGGAGAUCGGUACCGUGUACAACCGAGAGAAGCUGGUGGAGAUGCUGAAGGUGACCGCGCCGUAUAACGACCUGGUGAAGGAGGAGAUGAACAUGAUCCAAGGCGCGCUGGAGCUGAGGAGCAAGACGGUGGAGGACAUCAUGACUCCGCUGGAAGACUGCUUCAUGAUCCGCAGCGACGCGGUGCUGGACUUUAACACCAUGUCUGAGAUCAUAGAGAGCGGCUACACACGGAUCCCCGUCUACGAGGGCGAGCAGAGCAACAUCGUGGAUAUCCUCCUCGUCCAAGACCUCGCCUUCGUGGACCCGGAUGAUUGCACGACGCUGAAGACCAUCACCAGGUUCUACAAACAUCCGGUGCACUUCGUGUUUCACGACAUCAAGCUGGACUCCAUGCUGGAGGAGUUCAAGAAAGGUAAGUCCCACCUGGCGAUCGUGCAGAAGGUGAACAGCGAUGGAGAGGGAGACCCGUUCUAUGAGGUGCUGGGAUUGGUCACGCUGGAGGACGUGUUCGAGGAGAUCAUCAAAUCAGAGAUCCUGGACGAGUCGGACCUCUACACUGAUAACCGCAGCAGGAAGAAAGUGGUACCCAAUAAGAACAAGCGAGACUUCUCUGCGUUCAAACACGAGAGCGAGUGUAAAGUGUCUCCUCAGCUGCUGCUGGCCGCUCACCGCUUCCUCUCGUCAGAGGUGAAUGUGUUCAGUCCAUCUCACAUCUCUGAGAAAGUGCUUCUGCGUAUUCUUAAACACCCUGACGUGAUCCAGGAGAUCAAAUUCAGCGAGAACGACAAGAAAUCAGCGCAUCACUUCCUGUACCUGCGCGGUAAAGCCGUGGACUACUUCAUCCUCAUCCUGCAGGGCCGUGUGGAGGUGGAGGCUGGGAGCGACAACAUGAAGUUUGAGACGGGGCCCUUCUCUUUCUAUGGAGCCAUGGCCCUCGGCGCUCCGACACCAGAGUUGCGCUCUCCUCUCAUCGCUGGACUGAACCGCUCGGUCAGCUACACCGAUCACCCAGAGCCUCAGUCCAUCAGCAGCACACAGACACAGUACACACCAGACUUCAACGUCCGAGCUCUGGCCGACCUGCAGUUCGUCAAGAUCUCACGCUCUCAGUAUCAGCUCGCUCUGAUGGCGUCUCGGCUGGACAGUUCCUCACAGUCUCUGGACGCUGGACACGGCCGUCUGGACAUCAGCACCGCAUCCGCUCUGCCUCCGUCUUCUGGAAACAGGGACGAGAUGACCUCGCUCCUCAACGCACAGAACAGUCAAACACAGCACACAUAGAGACGUGUCGUCUGACACACAUCCCACAAUCCUGCUGCACUUUCACAGAACUUCUUAUCCCAGCCCUGUUAGUGCCAGCAGUGUAGUGUGCGUGCGAGUGUGUGCGUGCGAGUGUGUGUGUGUGUGUGUGUGUGUGUGUGAGACAGUACAAGACGCCAAAUCUCUGGACCGAGACAUGCCCCUGUUUCAGACACACUGUAUCUGGACGGGUUUUAAAGACUCCAAUAGAGACAUUUCUAUAGAUCUGAAGAUGAUCAUUCUGUCACUUUUAUACUGAGGCUGAUCACUGAUCAGAAUGUCAAGAUGACUUUUUAUCUGAUGUUAGUCUGUAGUUUAUACAUCAUUGUACCGAUAUGUGUGUGUGUGUGUGUGUGUGUGUGUGUGUGUGUGUGUG
Messenger RNA from Carassius auratus (goldfish), 4027 nucleotides. RefSeq names its product metal transporter CNNM4-like. Gene Ontology annotation, biological process: magnesium ion transport; magnesium ion homeostasis. Bases 1336 to 3633 code for a protein of 765 amino acids. The record is from RefSeq and is a predicted model, not a curated record. Lineage: Eukaryota; Metazoa; Chordata; Actinopteri; Cypriniformes; Cyprinidae. Gene Ontology annotation, cellular component: plasma membrane. The transcript is spliced from 7 exons. Gene Ontology annotation, molecular function: magnesium ion transmembrane transporter activity; sodium ion transmembrane transporter activity.